AUGACUUCAUUGAUUAAGAAGGAUCUUCCUCACAUAUGUGACAUAGUUAAUAAUAUGGACACGUACCGCGUAUUAAGGGGCCAGGUGAAUGGUUUAGGAUAUUCCUCGGAUGAACGACUGAUGCCCUACUUGGAGCUAGCUGGAUUCGAGUCAGCAGCAUUGACCCGGACGUUUGAUUUGCGGUGUGAUUUAAUAUCCAUAUUGGUCGAGCGUAGACGCUCGGAGAACCACACUUUUCAUUUGUCAUGUGAGGAGUGCACUGUCACUCUAGAGGAUGUUGCAUUGCACUUUGGGCUCCCAAUCGACGGGAAUGCCGUCACGGGCGUAAGUGCGAUAGCUGAGUCGACUGCACUUUGUUAUAGUCUACUAGAAGCCUCGCCCGAAGAUGAUAAGUCCAAUUUUUCGAAGUUGAAAUUUACAUGGCUGAAAGCCAAUUUUGAGCAUUUAUCAAUUAAUGCCACUGAAGAAGAGUUGAUGUGCUCAGCUCGAGCGUACAUUAUGCACAUUAUAGGGGGUGUACUGAUGCCCAAUUCGAACAACAACAAGGGUGGUCACGCCAUUGCCAUAGGCGGCACCACCCUGACCAUACCAUUUUCGUAA
This is a messenger RNA of Gossypium arboreum, 600 nucleotides long. Its product is annotated as protein MAIN-LIKE 2-like. The record is from RefSeq and is a predicted model, not a curated record. Bases 1 to 600 code for a protein of 199 amino acids. Gene Ontology annotation, biological process: meristem development; meristem maintenance. NCBI's taxonomy places the organism in Eukaryota, Viridiplantae, Streptophyta, Magnoliopsida, Malvales, Malvaceae. The transcript is spliced from 3 exons.